AGAUUCCAAAGCCAUUGUGGAUGGAAACCUUAAGCUGAUCCUGGGUCUGAUCUGGACUCUCAUUCUACACUACUCCAUUUCUAUGCCUAUGUGGGAAGAUGAGGAUGAAGAAGAUGCAAAAAAACAAACUCCCAAACAAAGACUUCUGGGAUGGAUUCAGAACAAGAUUCCACAGCUUCCUAUCACCAACUUUCACCGGGACUGGCAAGACGGCAAAGCAUUGGGUGCCCUGGUUGACAACUGUGCUCCAGGUCUGUGCCCGGAUUGGGAGGCCUGGGACCCCAACCAGCCUGUGGAGAACGCAAGAGAGGCAAUGCAACAGGCUGAUGAUUGGCUAGGUGUGCCACAGGUCAUUGCUCCUGAAGAAAUUGUUGACCCCAAUGUAGAUGAGCAUUCAGUCAUGACCUACCUUUCCCAGUUCCCCAAGGCCAAGCUGAAGCCAGGUGCUCCUCUAAGAUCAAAACAGUUGCAUCCCAAGAAAGCCAUUGCCUAUGGGCCAGGAAUUGAGCCUCAGGGAAACAUGGUUUUGAAACCCGCCUUCUUCACAGUAGAAACUAUUGAGGCUGGACUGGGAGAGGUGCUGGUAUUUAUAGAAGAUCCUGAAGGACAUACUGAAGAGGCAAAGGUUGUUCCCAACAAUGACAAAAAAAGAACCUACUCAGUCAGCUAUGUGCCAAAGGUGGCAGGUCUUCACAAGGUCACAGUUUUAUUUGCUGGACAGAACAUCAAUAAAAGUCCUUUCAAUGUCAAUGUUGCAAUGGCACUUGGAGAUGCCAACAAAGUGACAGCAAGGGGACCCGGUCUUGAACCAGUGGGGAAUGUUGCAAAUAAGCCAACCUACUUUGAUAUCUACACCGCAGGUGCUGGUUCAGGUGAUGUUGGGGUGAUCAUAGUUGAUCCUCAAAAUCGUCAAGACACAGUGGAAGUAAUCUUGGAAGACAAAGGUGAUAGCAUCUAUCGCUGCACAUACAGACCCAACAUGGAAGGACCUCACAAGAUCUACAUAUCCUUUGCUGGCACCCAGAUUCCAAAGUGUCCUUAUGUUGUUAAUAUUUCAGAAGCUUGUAAUCCCAAUGCCUGCAGAGCUUCUGGCCGAGGACUGCAGCCUAAAGGAGUACGUGUUAAGGAAGUGGCUGACUUCAAAGUGUUCACCAAGGGUGCAGGAAGCGGAGAGCUGAAAGUCACUGUUAAAGGGCCCAAGGGCACAGAGGAGCCAGUGAAAAUCCGAGAUGUUGGCGAUGGAGUGUAUGAGUGUGACUAUUACCCAAUAAUGGCAGGAAAAUAUGUUGUGACCAUCACUUGGGGUGGAUACGCCAUUCCUAGAAGCCCAUUUGAAGUUCUUGUUAGCCCUGAGGUAGGAGUACAGAAAGUUAGAGCAUGGGGCCCUGGCCUCGAGACUGGCAUGGUGGGCAAAUCUGCUGAUUUUGUGGUGGAAGCCAUAGGCACAGAGGUUGGAACACUUGGUUUCUCCAUUGAGGGCCCCUCACAGGCAAAGAUUGAGUGUGAUGACAAGGGAGAUGGCUCAUGUGAUGUGCGCUACUGGCCCACUGAGCCUGGCGAGUAUGCUGUGCAUGUAAUCUGUGAUGAUGAGGACAUCAAGGACAGCCCUUUCAUUGCUCAUAUUCUACCAGCCAGCAACAAAGGCUUUCCAGAAAAGGUUAAGGCAUAUGGUCCAGGUCUGGAACCCACUGGCUGCAUAGUAGAACACCCUGCUGAAUUUACUAUUGAUGCCCGUGCUGCUGGUGUAGCUGAGCUGAAGAUCUAUGCACAGGACGCAGAGGGAACACCAAUUGACAUCAAGAUUAAGGACAAUGGAGAUAAUACUUAUGUGUGUGUUUAUGUACCAUUGAAAGCAAUCAAACACACUAUAAUCAUCUCAUGGGGAGGUGUUAAUAUCCCCAAUAGCCCUUACCGGGUGUCAGUGGGUGAGGGUAGUCACCCUAACAAAGUUAAAGUUUAUGGACCUGGAGUAGAAAAGACAGGCCUAAAAGCUAAUGAGCCAACAUACUUCACUGUGGAUUGCAGUGAAGCAGGACAAGGUGAUGUCAGCAUUGGAAUUAAGUGUGCACCUGGUGUGGUGGGACCAGCUGAAGCAGAUAUUGACUUUGACAUCAUCAAAAAUGAUAAUGACACUUUCACUGUGAAAUACACACCCCCUGGAGCUGGGAGAUAUACCAUAAUGGUAUUAUUCGCUGACCAGGAAAUACCAAUCAGCCCCUUCCGGGUGAAGGUAGAUCCAUCUCAUGACGCCAGCAAAGUACGAGCAGAAGGCCCAGGACUUAAUCGCACAGGUGUAGAGGUUGGAAAGCCAACACACUUCACUGUAUACACUAAAGGAGCUGGAAAAGCUAAGCUGGAUGUUCAGUUCAGUGGGACCAUGAAGGGUGAAGUUGUGCAAGACUUUGAAAUAAUUGAUAACCAUGACUAUUCAUACACUGUGAAGUAUACAGCUGUGCAACAGGGUAAUAUAACCGUAUCAGUCACCUAUGGCGGAGAUCCCAUCCCUAAGAGUCCAUUUAUUGUUACUGUGGCACCUCCUCUGGACCUGGGCAAAGUCAAAGUGCAGGGGCUCAACAACAAGGUGGAUGUUGGGAAGGACCAAGAGUUCACCAUUAAUACCAGUGGAGCAGGAGGUCAAGGAAAGGUUGAUGUGAAGAUUACAUCUCCAUCACGGCGUCCAAUUCCUUGCAAGGUGGAGACUGGUGUCACUAGUGAGAUUCACACCGUAAAAUACAUGCCUCCUGAGGAGGGUCCAUACAAGGUGGACAUUAGCUAUGAUGGCCAUCCUGUACCAGGAAGCCCAUUCACCGUAGAGGCUGUCAUGCCUCCCGAUCCUUCCAAGGUUCGUGCCUAUGGACCAGGCCUUAAAGGUGGGUUUGUGGGCAAGCCAGCACCAUUUGCAAUUGACACCAAAGGAGCUGGUACAGGAGGUCUUGGUCUUACUGUUGAAGGACCAUGUGAGGCCAAGAUUGAGUGCCAAGACAAUGGAGAUGGUGUUCCUGUUCAGUAUCCUACCUCCCCACAGAACCAGGGGAAUAUUCCAUCAAUAUCUUGUUUGCAGAAGCCCACAUUCCUGGUUCCCCUUUCAAGGCUGACAUUCGACCUGUGUUUGAUCCCAGCAAAGUGACAGCCAGUGGACCUGGUUUAGAAAAAGGGAAAGCAGGAGAAGUGGCCACCUUCACAGUGGACUGCUCAAAAGCUGGUGAAGCUGAGCUCACCAUUGAGAUUCUUUCAGAUUCCGGUGCAAAAGCUGAAGUGCUGAUCCAAAAUAACAGCGAUGGCACCUAUAGCAUCACCUACAUCCCAUCAUGCCCUGGGGCUUACACAAUCACCAUUAAAUAUGGAGGACACGCAGUACCUAAAUUCCCUGUCCGUGUAAACGUUGAACCAGCAGUGGACACCAGUGGAGUAAAGGUGUUUGGUCCAGGAGUAGAGCCCAGAGGUGUUCUGCGUGAAGUCAACACAGAAUUUACUGUUGAUGCGCGGUCUCUAACCAAAACAGGUGGCAGUCAUGUCACCACCCGUAUCAUUAGUCCUUCAAAUGCUGUCACAGAAAGCUUUAUAUCUGACAAUGGAGAUGGAACCUAUCAUGUGCAGUAUACAGCAUAUGAGGAUGGGAUUCAUUUGGUAGAGGUUCUGUAUGAUGAUGUUCCUGUACCUAAAUGCCCAUUCCGCGUUGGUGUAACAGAGGGCUGCGAUCCAUCCCGCGUGCGAGCAUAUGGCCCAGGGCUAGAAGGUGGACUGCUUAACAAGUCCAAUCGUUUCACAGUUGAGACCAGGGGUGCAGGCACUGGAGGUCUUGGACUUGCAAUUGAAGGUCCAUCUGAAGCAAAAAUGUCAUGUAAGGACAAUAAGGAUGGCAGCUGUAGUGUAGAGUACAUCCCUUUCACACCAGGAGAGUAUGAUGUCAACAUUACAUUUGGUGGGCGACCAAUCCCAGGAAGCCCUUUCCGUGUGCCAGUGAAGGAAGUUGUGGAUCCUAGCAAAGUGAAGUGUUCAGGUCCCGGUUUGGGGGCUGGUGUGAGAGCACAUGUCCCACAGACCUUCACUGUAGACUGUAGCAAGGCUGGACUUGCACCAUUGGAAGUGUUGGUACAAGGACCAUCAGGUCUUGCAGAGCCAGUUGAUGUAAGAGAUAAUGGUGAUGGAACUCACACAGUAAACUACACCCCAGCUUCAGAUGGACCAUACACUGUAUCCGUUAAAUAUGCAGACCAGGAAGUACCAAGGAGCCCCUUUAAGAUCAAAGUGUUGCCAACCCAUGAUGCAAGCAAAGUACGUGCUAGCGGCCCAGGUCUCAACUCAGCUGGUAUACCAGCCAGCUUGCCUGUGGAAUUUACCAUUGAUGCCCGGGAUGCUGGUGAGGGGCUGCUUACUGUUCAGAUUCUGGACCCAGAAGGAAAGCCAAAGAAAGCCAAUAUUCGUGGAAAUGGUGAUGGUACCUACACAGUAUCCUAUGUACCAGACAUGGCAGGAAGAUACACUAUUACAAUUAAGUAUGGCGGAGAUGAAAUUCCCUACUCUCCUUUCCGUAUUCUUGCAGUACCUACUGGAGAUGCCAGCAAGUGUUUAGUGACAGUGUCUAUUGGUGGGCAUGGAUCAGGAGCCUGUCUUGGACCCACCAUUCAGAUCGGGGAAGAAACUGUCAUUACAGUAGAUGCUAAAGCUGCAGGAAAGGGAAAAGUGACCUGCAAGGUAUCCACACCUGAUGGAGCAGAGCUUGACGUGGAUGUAGUGGAAAACCAAGAUGGCACUUUUGAUAUUUACUACACAGCACCAGAACCUGGGAAGUAUGUCAUCACCAUCCGCUUUGGUGGGGAACAGAUUCCCAACAGUCCGUUCCAUGUGCUGG
This is a messenger RNA of Staurois parvus, 4852 nucleotides long. The record is from the annotation of a GenBank genome assembly. NCBI's taxonomy places the organism in Eukaryota, Metazoa, Chordata, Amphibia, Anura, Ranidae.